Molecule: messenger RNA, 18830 nt
Organism: Podarcis lilfordi (Lilford's wall lizard)
Lineage: Eukaryota; Metazoa; Chordata; Lepidosauria; Squamata; Lacertidae
Source: the annotation of a GenBank genome assembly
GGGGGGUGGCCUGGCUGGCGGCGCCGGAUGACGUCAUAGCCAAGCGCCGAAGCAAAAAUACCGUUACCUUGCCUGCCUUUCCGGGGAAAGGGCGGCGCGGCCUACAGUGUCGUUCUGUUGGGGCGGUCUUUCUUCCGGCAAAAAAUUAUUACGGCGUCCUAUUGAGAGAGCUUAAAAACAUAUGGCGGGGGGGGGGACCCUUUCGGGUUUUCUGUCGCCAUUUUGAAGCAAUUGGUGCUGACCGGAUUCAGUCCCCAUUUUAUCAAAGGCGCUGAGGCUGGACUGGGCACCGAGGCUGUGCCUCUUCCUUGCCAGAGGGCCUUUUCUUCCUCGAGGCAGUAGCUUCCACUCAUAUGUUCUCAUAGGAAAAGGAAAACGCAGACAUGGAUUGUGUGGGCAGCAGCGGUAAAUGGCAGAAGUAGGAAAAGAUGCUGACGGAAAUCAAUGAUAGCCAUUAGCCUGCCGCUCUUCAGUUGGGGAUGUUCACCGUCUUUUUUCUUUUCUUUGCAGGGCCUGUAUAAAGUAGCUUUAACUGGCGAAAAUGGAACACGAGUUUUUCCAAUAUUUUCCAAUAUUUUAAAACCGCUAUUCAUUUACCUAAAACCUUACAACAAAAGCGUAUUUAAAAGUCAAAGUCAGGAAUUGGCUAAGUAUUCUGGAAAAACUACACCCUUAAUUGCCUACAUAAGCUUGACAAAAUAAAAAACUUUCAACAGGCAUUUAAAAGUUGAGACAGAAAGUGCCUGCUGAAUGUCUCUUGGCAGAGUAUUUCACAUCUCCAUGCUGCUAGAUUUGUGCUCUUGUAUAAUGGUUAAAAGCACAGGAGCCUUGGCAUAAAAAAAGUUGGGAGUACAAUCUGAUAUUUAGCAGGUAGUUUAGUAGCAUUUCUGUGGCAACAGUGACCUCCUUUUUGAUACCCGUCAUUGAGAAUGAAAAUAAACAUAGUAUUGGUACAGGAAGGGAGAGAAUGAACCUUGGCUUUAGAGAAGUGUCAGAAGGACUAAUGCUUCCAAGUGAAUGACUUGGAACCCAAAAGUACUGCACUUGUAGCAUCCUACCCAUAUCUAGACACUUAAGUGAGUCCAUGCCUCAGGACGUUUGCAGUGGACCCAGAAUCACUGAACAAAUAAAGGCACAUCUUCCUCCCAUCAUUCCUUCCUACUUUACAUUCCCCAUAAUCUUAGCAAAAAUGGAGCUGGAACAAUAUGUUUGUCAAGCUAAUGCCUAAUUUGGCCUUCUGUUUUAGCUACUCUCAAAAUGGAGCUAACACACUGGCCUGUUUUACAAACUUGUUGAGUCAGAUUAGAGUAUAUAAAGUGUUCAGAAUCCUCUAAAAGUUGUGUUAUGGUUGUUGCUAUAUGGAGGAUUAUUUUGAAAAUACUUGAAGUUUGGAUGUUGUUUUUGCAGAUUGGAAUAAUCUCAUUUUUCACAGCAUCAUUUCCCUGAGAUAAAAUCAUGAGUUUAUUUUGGAAAACAUUAGAACAGGGACAGCCAACAUGGCACAAUCCAAAUAUCUGAGACUACCUCUCCCAUCAGCCCCAGUCAGCAUAGCCAAUAGAUAGAGAAUAUGGGAGUUGUAGUCCUCAAUGUUUAGUGAACACCACGUGGCUUCUCUCUUUAAACGUAAAGAACGUUGGAAGUUAAUAUGGGGUCAGACACUAGAGGAAUACUAAUAGGUGAUUUUAUUCAGGUUCUGUAAGAACCCUUUAGCUACAGGGAAGCUAGCCGGGGGGUUUUGCCCCGGGUGAAGCCUCCAGAUGGACAUCAGUGAGGUUUCCAGCCUGUGUGUGUGUAUGCAAAUACACAUGGGGCAAACUGGGUCUUUGACAUGGGUGAAAUAAAACCUCGAUUCGCCCCUGCUGGAACAGGAUCCAUUUUGAAUAACAUAGUUCAUUGGAUCAGCUAUACGUCUUGCGCAAUGGUGAAGUCAAUGAACUGGCUGGAGGCAUUGAUUUUUAGAACAGGGGGGAAAGGUCCUAAAGUGUUACAAAACGUUCACUCUCAGUUUGGCAAAACUGGCCCUCACAAGCUGCUGUCGUGUCUCUGGAAAAACUUCAAAGGGGAAAAUCCAGAACACAGAUACCUAAAAGUAAGUACAUAUAUAUUAUACAGGACAUUGAAUCUACAUUAUACACUUCAGUAAAUCCAGUAAAAUUAUUUAAAUGUGUUAAUUCAGUUAAUUGGCUUUAAAAUACAUUUGGAAGUUGCAAAUUAAUUGUUCAUUAAUGGUUUGCUGAUAAUUCUUUAUGAAGCAAACAACAUAUAGCCACAUUACUUCCCCAAUCCUCACUUCUUCCUUCCUGCUCAAACAUAACCCACCUCUAUUUUUUCAAAGAAACAAAUAUUGAAAUGGAAAUUAUUAUUAUUAUAGAUAACAGUGAAUUCCUAUGCCAGAAAUACUGUCCUAUUUACCAUGUUUCCCAAUAGUUCUGAUUCUAACUACUAUUCUGCAUGCGAUGCUAUGUGCACCUCAAAUGUAUUUGAAGCUCCCAUCUUUUCUUCAAAUUACUUUUGAAGUAAUUUUUUAAUGAAAUGAUUUUGAAAUGUUGUCUUAUUUUAUUGUUGUUAGCCGCCCUGAGCCCAGCUUCGGCUGGGGAGAGUGGGAUAUAAAUAAAAAUUUAUUUAUUUUUCUUAUUAUUAUUCUGCAUUUUAUUCUUAUAUCAGAAAUACUGCUCUAUAUGCUAUAUCUCAAAAUAUUGACUGCUGUUCUGCAAACAGUACUGUAAAUCCACUAUAAAUGCAUUAAAAAUGAAUCCAUGCUGUAUAUCGGAUAAUAACUUUUAACCUAGCAUGCAAAGAAUAUUCUGUGUUAGAACAGAAGCUAACAGUUUUGUUUUCUUCUCAGCAGAAAUAUUCCUCAUAUAACGAGUGUGCUAUUACAUGGUCUCUUAUCAACUUUUAAAAUAGGAUUUUGACAUCACAAUUUGAGAGUGAAUCUUUGAAAAUUCACUUGUCAUUGAAGGAUGGCGUCGUCAGCUUUUCAAAUCUCUGCACUGCUUCUGGCUUUUCUGGGUCUCAUCCUUUUACUGGUUGCCAGUGUGUCCAACUGCUGGAAAUUUUCUAUUCCAACUACAACGCUUAUUACUGCAAGCUGGAUUUAUGAAGGUCUCUGGAUGCACUGUGUAGCUACUUCUCUGGGCUCAGUUCAGUGCAAGAAAUUCUUUUCCUUGCUCAGUUUGGAAAGUAAGUUAACACUUUUCAUACAUAAAAUGCUGGAUUCUUAGUCUGAAUUUGUGCGCCACUUAUGCGAACAUCUGACAUUGUGUGUUUAUAGAUACAUAGGAAAGAACUUUAAUGCAAGCCUGUAGAAACAAACUUUCAUAUAUAUUCUGUGAUCAAAUGUUGUGUCAACAAUAAUCUAAAUCUGUCACUGAAAACAUUUGUAUUUUUAGAAGUACUGUAUACAAAUAGUACAGUUUACAUGCAUUUGUCCCACUCCAGGAGUGUUAAUGCAAAGGAAGGAGCUCUGAUGUACAUAGUCAGUGGCUGCUCCCUUUCAAUAUUUAAAAAUGCACAUUUACAAAGUAUAUGUCCCAGGUAAUCACUGCCACUAUUUGAUCUCUGUUUUUGCCUGUUGGGCAACAUUUUGUUAACAUAUUGGGUGUGAGAUACUAGAGCAGUCAUUAUCCAGGUUCAGCUCCCUCCCUAAUGUCUCUAGAACAGAGGUUGCCAAACUAUGGUCUGUGGGCCACCAGUAGUCCACAAGGUUCUUUCAUGUCGUCCAUGGUAUGUGUAUGAAGAUCUGUGGCUAAAGAUGGGCGGUAGCGCAUCCAUCGUAUUAAAUAUUCAUAAUUGAUUUUUUUCUAGAAUUCAAUUUGUAAUACAAAAAGAUAUAAGGAAUAAAAAAUGAAACAUACAAUUAAAAAUCAUACAACAUCUAACACAUCACACUGUAAUUGUUGCAGCAGGCAGGUCUGUGAAGAUGUUUAGCAAUUUUCAAGUGGUCCAUGGUGGGAAACAUUUGGGAAGCUCUGUUCUAGAAGUUAAAUCUCAGACAUGAGUGAAGAUGUACCUUUUGUCUAGUGUUGCACAAGCAUGUAAAUCAGGGUGGGGAACAGAGUUUGGCUGGUGGGCUGUUUCCUGAGCCCUUACUCCACAGGCCAUUUUGACAGGUGGGUGGCUCUCCAGACAUUAUUUGACUCCAUCAUAACCUACCAUUUGGCCAUGCUGGCUGGUGCUUGUGGGAGUUGAAGUCCAAUUACAUCUGGAGGGCCACAGAUUAGCCACCCUUGCAUUAUGCAGUGCUUACAUGUUACUGUCACUUCUCCUGUAUUAAACUUCAUUGAGAGGUAUUUAAUUGCUGUUUAAUUCUACAAAAUCUGAUAAAUGUGUAGCACGUUGGUAGUUGAUUUUUCUGGAUGUGGUAUAAAUAGCUGAGUGUUUACACAAGAAAGCUACCAUUAGUGUAGUUGCUGAUAGUUUAUCUAGACACAUUCAUUUUCACUAUUUUCCCGUGGAACUUGACACCAUAUACUUAAAUAUCAUCUUAACUCUUAGUUUAUCCAGGGAUCAUUAAAAAUAAAUAAAUUAACCAUUUGAGUAGGUCAUUAUUUGUAUCUUAAGUACUUUCUAAUUAUGCCUUAAUCUUUGAGACUUUGUCUCCUGCUCUGAUCCUUGUGCUGUGUUAAAUAAACAUAAAAAUCAUGUGGUGUCAGGCUUUUAUUUUGCCCUGACGAAGAUGCAUUAACAAGGAAUCAAUUUCCUUAUCAGUAAAUCAUUAAGACUUGCAAAUUAAACAUUCUGGAAACAAGUAUUGGAGACAAUGCUCACUCAGAUCUUGUUUUUCUGCAUAGUCCAAACACAAUUUAGACUUAGUAUCUAUUAAAUGUUUCUGGAAAGUGCUUCUUUAUGGGCCACUUUUAUUCUAAAAAGAAAAUCUCAAUGCAUAUUGAUUCUGCAUUAUCCCCUAUUGUUCUCAUUUGAAAACGGAUAGAGGCAGUCCCAGAAACGGGGGUAUAUCUACACCUGCCCAGUGAUGUGGGUGGGCAUAUAACAAGAUAGCAGUUACCAUUUCCACCUUCAUCUGGGGCAUAGGCAAGGGUGUGUGUGUGUGUGUGUGUGUGUGUGGAUACAUCCCCAUUUGAUUCCUACAUUGCAGGGGUUGGACUAGUUGAUCCUCGGGAUCCAUUCCAAUUGUACAGUUCUAUGAUAACCUAAACAAGGGAAGGGUUUUCAAAUGUGCACCAGGUAACUACACCCAUGCUUGUGAACAGUGGGAUCAAAAAUCAAUCUAGAUUAAAAGCUUAUUGAGGAUGAGCAUGCACAAUUCUGUAUUGAGAAAAACUAUUUAUUUGCACUACAGAUUGGUAAGUAACCUUAGAUUACUGUGCUAGUAAGCCAGUCCUUACAACUUGACCAAACUGCGGGAGGCAGUGGAAGACAUGAGUGCCUGGUGUCCUCUGGUCCAUGGGGUAACGAAGAGUCAGACACAACUAAAUGACUAAACAACAACAAAGCCAUUCCUAUAGCACAUUGUGGGCAACCUUUUCUGUUGAGGAACAUGCUUGUUCACGGGUGAACUUUUGGGGUCUCUGUACUGGUAGUGGUGGAGCUAGACCUGAUGAUGGGAAGAAUCGGAGACAGAGUGUUCUGAAUUCACCAGUUCCUGGUGGUGCUUUAGAUGGAGUUGCAGUCUUGCUAAAAGAAGCUGGCUUAUAGUUUGUGGUAGGGAGGGAGGUCUAGCAUUGCUUCUUGAGACUCAGCUGGCCUUGGUGACUUAGACCAGCUUUGAUCAGCUUAAGCUAACCUAACCAGCUAUGACCCAUUUGGGGAGAGAUCACCUUACUACAGUUGUAAAUGAUUUGAUAACCUCCCUGUUGGAUUAUUUCAUUGCAUUAUAUGUGGCACUCCCUUUGAAAAUGGUCUGGAAACGUCAUUUGUUCCAAAAUAAGGUGGCUGGAGGUAUUGAUGGGGAGUGGUAAAUAUAAUCACAUCACACCAGUGUGCUGACAUACACCUGUGAACUGACUCUCAGUCUGCUUCCAGGUUCAUUUCAAAGUGCUCCUUUGAAUCUUUAGUGCCCUAAAUGGCUUGUGGGCCAGACUACUUGAAGUAUUGCCCUUUCCUACACAUACUAACUCAAAGUGCCUACAUUAUGGUGUUUAGGUACCGGGUAAAGACCCUUCUGUAUUCCUAUUCCCUCUAUAUGCUGGUUUGAGAUGAAUUUGGUUGAUUUUAAAAUUAGUUUUGUUGUGCAAAAUUGGAUUUAUACUUAGUAUUUUUAAUGGCUUUGUAAACCACUCAGAGUAGAAAAUCUUGGGGUCUGAAAUUUCAGCAGCACCCUAUCCAAGGAAAAAAUCUCCCCCGCCUAUCGUGUUCCAUUCUAAAGAAUUGUUGCGGUGCCCCCUAAGCACCUUACCCAGUGCGAGUGAACUGGUCACGCUCCUCUAAAUCAGCCUCUGCUGACAUGGGUAUCAUAAAGGGCAACCUAAGCAGUUUCUGUGCCAAAACUGAACCUAAGCCCCAAUUGAAAUGGAUCUAGAAAAUCAAUGUCUUCCAAGAGUGCCUGGAUCUGGUCCAUGACCUCUCACUCAAGAACCUCUCCCAAAAAGGGGAGAUUGGCAACUGGCCAGUAAUUGUUUAGAUUUUCCAGAUCCAGGGAGAGUUUCUUAAGGAGUGCUCUUACCACUGCCUUCUUCAAGCAAGCAGGGACCACCCUCUCUUAUAAGGAGGUAUUGAUAACCUUCCUGAUCCAACCAACUGUCUAGUUUUUAUCAGCCAAGAACGCCAAGGAUCUAGAAUGCAAGCAGUCACUGUGACUGAUCCAAGGACUGUGCCCGCAUCCUUGAGCCUUACCAACUAAAACUCAUCCAACAGGACUAGGCAGUGCUCUGGACACCCUUUGAGAGCCAUCUGUUGAAACAGCAGAGUCAAGGUCCCAGUGAAUGCAAGCUAUUUUAGCUAUAAAAUGCUUUGCAAACAAGUCACAGCAAGCUACUAUCAGUUCUGCUACCUCUUUUGGGCUAGACUGUAAAAGCACCCACAGUACUGAACGGCAUAAUGAGGAUUGCAACGGAGGCUACCAAGUAUACCUUCUUUGCUGUCUUCACUGCCACUAAGUAGGCUUGAUGAUGAACCCUCAGCAGUGUUUGAUGGCAUUUGACGUGAGUUUCUCUCCACUCAUGUUCAAACUGUCUCUUAGCUUGUUUCAUUGCUGUGAACUCUGGAGUAUACCAGGCAGCCAAGUGGGCUCCAUGAAGCAGGAGAAGGCACUCUGGGGCGAUUGUUUCAGUUACCUGAAGCAUUAGAUAGCUAUGCAGAUGUGAAAAAAUACCCAUGCCGUAAAUUUUAUCAGAAAAACUGAUCAAUAGCAUUUGUCCUUUUGCAAAUCCAAUGCAAUUAGCACUUUUUUCUUAAACCACGCCUCCAAUUAUUAAAAGCAAUGUGCUACAAAUCUUAUCAUUUAGUUGACGGAACAAAGAUCAAAGGUAGCUUCAUUUUGGAGGAAACUAGCUAAGACAGCAAGUGGCCUUUAAUGGGGAGAUACUUCUUAUAUUUCAUCUUAAUACAAAAUAGAUAAUAUAUCUGUUAGAAGUUUCAACUAUGUCUGCUGUUUUGGAACUCACUGGUUUUGUACUCACCUUGGGUGGCUGGGUAGUGAUUGGAGCAACUUUAAAAAACAGUUACUGGAAAGUCUCCACCGUACAUGGGAGUGUGAUUACAAGCUCAAGCUUGUAUGAAAACCUGUGGCACAGCUGUGCGGAAGAUAGUAUUGGAAUCUCCAACUGCAGAGCGUUUGAUACACUUUUGGCACUUCCUGGUAUGUCUUUAUUUGAUGUACAUGUCCACGUCUUUAUCAGUUGAAAUAAUUCAUUGGGUGGGUGCAUGGAAAGUAUAAAUAGUGAAUUUUGACUGAAAAUAACAUCAAUGAGGCAUUUCCCUCAAAGAGCUUGUCAGAUUAUAACAGACUGCUUGUUUGAGCUCCAAAAGUGAAGGAUUUUUGAAGUUUCUUGGCAUGUCGAUAUGUGGAGGACAAGAUUCUCUCUCCACCUGCUCUGAAAGGUGAUGAAUCAGAACACACUGAAAGUAAAGUGUGUGUCAGUGCAUUCCCUUACUGAAGGUAACACAUAGUCUUCACAGAGCUUUAAACAAAAUAACAUUUUUUGGCUGUUAUUAAAAACAGCUAAAGGUUUGUGAUGGCCGGUUAUUUAUCUAUAGAGAAGGUAUUAUUGGCAUUGGCAAUGGGGCAAUGUAUUGUAGAGAAGCAACUGAGCUUUAAAUAAGCUAUUAAAAAAAUAUCUGUACAAAGUGGUGUGCCUGUAAUUUAGGGGGAUUUGUUCGUCACCACUGAUGUGUUGGGUUAUGAUCAGGCUUUGUUAAAAUUUAUUUUGUAACAUUACAUUUGAAAAUUUGCAUUUUGCUUUGCAUACACUCAACAAAAUCUGCAUUGACCUGAAAAUAUAUAGGCUUGCUUUUCUGCAUUUUCAAAUAAUGUACUUCUGGCUUCCAUGAGUAUUCUGCAGAGGCAAUGCUACGCUACAAGGAUUAAUUCCCUUUGGAUAAGAGAGGACUGGAGAUUUACAAUGUAUAAGCAAAGCAUAUUAGAAACAAAUACCGUAUUUUUCCAUGUGUAAGAGUAGGGGUUUUUUUACCAAAAAAAUUAGGUUUAAAAUUGGGGCUCAUCUUAUACACAGGUAGUGCUGAGGGGUGUUUUCUUAAUCAGGAGUCUCCAAAAAUAGGGGGUGUCUUAUACAUGGGGGGGUCUUAUACACAGAAAAAUAUGGUAGCUUCUUACAGGAAGUAGAACAACUGCUGAGCCUGCAUCAGAUUCCCCAAAUGAACAGCAUGGAUCUUCACAGCCUUCUGGGCUACUUCUAGUUCAGCUACCUCUGGCUAAAAUCUCUCACUUUCUAUAGCCCCUUAGAGACAGUAUAACCUCAUAAACAUAAAUAUGUAUGUGAUGUGGUUGAGAGUGGAACUUGCAACCAAUUUCCCACCUGCACACAUUUGUUCUGUGUACCGUCUGAAAGUGCCCUUCUUUGCAAAUGCUUACUUGCUCCAGUCUAUUUCUCUGUUCUUCCCACUAGCUGAAGGGUGGGAGAGACAUUCCAGGGCAAUAGUAUCCCCAGUCAUCAAGGAACACCACUGUCCUUUUGUUAGGUCCAAGCCAUAUUUUGAUUUGUCAGGCAAAACCAUAGUGAUGGGGACCCAGUCACAGUAAUAAAGACAGUCAAACUCAUAACAGUGUUUUAUAGAUUGUUUGAGCAGACCAUGCCAGAGUUAUGACUGCCCUCAUUUUACAGUUUCUGACCUUCUUGUCCAGUGUUUCUCAACCUGUGGGCCACGACUUGCAAGUAGGUCACAAAUCCUGUGCAAAUGAUAUACAGGCUGUAUCAGUAAAUCCAAAAUAAUUGAUUGCUUGAAAUCUUUCCCUGGUAUAAUGAAUAUAUCUUAUAACUCUCUUAUUUUGGUGCCGUGUUGCUGUAUUGCAGCUGAAUGUCAGAAAGGCUUGAGUGUUAACAUUUUAACACUCGGGAAUCGCUUUUUGGCAACUGCCAGUAGAUCUGGUGACAGCUGGCUACAUGGUGCUCAUACAGGAAGUUGUCUGAAAGACUACUAUACUUCACUCCUGAUGGGCAGGCACCAACAGCACCUUGUGGCAAGCUGUCCAUUGCCAGAUCUGUCACAGAUGAGCUAAUUAUUAAUAGUGAUUUGAGGUUUGCUGUGUCAAAGUAAGAAACAAUAUAUUUACUCUAUGUUUCAAUAGUGAUCUGAGACUACGUGAGGCAACCAUCAAACCUUGCAUUGACCUACUUGGUUGGUGAAAUGCGAGCUCAGCCAUCUCACUGAUACUUGCCAAAAUAGACUUUAUUGUAAAUAAAACGAUUAAAAAUAUUUAUAGUUCAUUAUAUCUAACACUGCUUGUGUAACCUUUGUUUUUAGGAAUUUUUUUUAUAGCUCAUGAAGCAUUAUCCUGCAGCCAGAUGGUCUGGGUUCUUAUAUUCUCAUAAACAAAACUGAAUAACUUUGUAGGUGCUAUAAAUAUUUCAACAAAUCCACAUUAAUAGGGGUGUUAAGCAACUCUUGGCUUGGAUGUCUCAAGUAAUGCAUAUAAAAUAGACAAAUGCAUGAAACCAAAGACUGGAAAAGAUGUCAGGGCUGAAAUUCAUGUGACACUAAAAGGAUGGGUCGGCAUAUCUGAGCCAGUGUUACCUUCUGGAGAAGGGAUAAAUCUUUAUUCCUUUGCUUUAUUGCUGAUUUCGUACAAGUUCCUAUCCAUUUGCCCAGUUUGUGGUUGAGAUGGCAUGACCUUAGUGAGAAAUGACUAACUAGUUGGUUAUAUUAUAUGUUUGCUGAAUUGUGACUUAACUUUUGGAAGAAGAUUCCAUUGUCUGUACAAAACACCAUUCUUUCCUAUAGGAGGUGAUAAUUAAACUUUGCUGGUAACACAGGAUUAUUAUUUUUUUAUCUUUAUAUAUUAAGAGGUCAGGAUAUUUAUUCAUGCUUUUCAGGUUUCAGAUAAGAUAAGAAGUUUCAGGGUUAAAACAGGUCAUAAUUUCAAUUUAUGCCAACUUCACUGAUGCUAUGAUCUACAGCAGUGUUUGGGAAAUGCUUUGGGGUGCUGGAACGAUCCAGGGAUGUGGUAGUAGCCCUGGGUCAAUUGAGGAGCAUGAGAUAAAAAUAAGGGGGUGGUGGAAGCAUAAAGAAGAGAAGAAAAUUUUGAAAAACCGUUCAUAUAUGUUUCACCUGCUGUGUAAUGGCGCUUACCGCCAGGUUGAGUGGCAUUGUGGGAUAGUGACAAUGCCUCCCCUGGAUCCGGUGGUUGUGCUGGAGGCGAAGGGUUUUCCUUGGCUUGGCCCAGGAAGUGGAUCGCAGCUUGCCUGCCCAUUCAGCCAAUGGAAGGUGGGCUGUGGGAUGCCGUUGGAGCGUAUUGGACUGUUACUUCAAGUGAACAUGCAUGGGAUUCAGCUGCUUGUUAACUUAUUUUUCAAGAAGUUGUAGGCAUAAAUGUAGAUAUAUAAAAGAAUGCAAAAUUGUCACUGCACCUUUCUGUUUAUUUGCUUAAAGAAAGUAGAUUCCCAGGGGGUGCUGAGUAAUUAUCAUUUUUUAAAGGGGGUGGUAGGCCAAAUAGGUUUGGGAACCUCUGAUCUACAGCAAUAAAUCAUAGGAAAAGUUUAGACUGGCACACAUUUCUAUGGAUGCUCUUCAGGGUUUCAGGCUGAGUUCUCUCCCAACCCUACCUGGAGAUGCCAGAAAUUGGAUGUUACCAUCUCUGUGAAAAGUAGGUGCUUUGUCGCUGACCUGUGGACCUUCUUUGUGUAUCUAUUUAUAUAUUUUUAGAAACUUAUAGUGUUUGCACUUCAUUAAGGAAUGGAGAGCUACCUAGCUUUGGAGAUUGCAUAGUUGACUCUUUACACGCAAGUAGCUGCUGACACAUUUGCUGCCUUGCUUAUUAUAUUACUCAGCUAUCUGAUAAGAGGGGCAAUCAAAUCUCUGUACUGAACAUAGUAGCAGCCUGUUCUUACUGAUAUAUAUAGUUGUGAUAGUAUGGGAGACCAUUUGCUUUGCACCAACAUAGCAACAGGUCAUGUGGCAUCCUACGUUACAUAAGGAGUUGGGCAAGCAAGCCCACCCAGAGCUAACCCAACCACGCAAGCAUGUCAACUAGUGGUUUCAGCAGUGUGACCAGGAUGUAGCAUGUUGGAUUCCUCCCCCUCCUGCCAUGUGUGGGGUCGCUAAACAUAUUGAGUCAGUUGGCACAUUUGGAUUGUUGAGAAAGGGCUGUUGGUGCCACUCACAAAAUGGUUGCUGUGGGGAGUGGCGUAAGAUAAAAUGACCAUUAUGUCUCAGAGUGAAAAGAGGCAGGGCUACAAAAUGAUGUUGGCAUUUCCCCUGCAUUAAUGGAAAGACAGGCACCUAUAUCAGCCAUUGCCAUGCUUGCUCUCAGAGAGAAGCUCUUUGCAUCUCUUCUCUCUUCAGAACAGAAAGGAGAGAGGAUAUCUGAUCCAGGCAUCCAAUGAAAUGUGAACAUGUUUAUGGGGAUGUGUUCAGUGUAGGGGAGGGUGAGCCAAUGCAAACAGGAACUGAGCAGGAAGAGCAAACAGUUCCUUGUGCAUUGUGGAUUUUUGAGGGAAUAUUUACUGAGCCCUUUCAUGCAUACCAUAGAGCAGGGGUAGUCAACCUUUUUAUACUUACUGCCCACUAAUGCAUCUUUCUUGAUGUUAAAAUUUCCUUACCGCCCACCAGUGCUCGAUGGAAGGAGGAUUCAGCUUGUGCCAUAGAACCCCCUACCGCCCACCUAGAAUCCUGAAACACCUGAAACACUAGUGGGCAGUAGGGACCAGGUUGACAACCCCUGCCAUAGAGGGUACUGGUGGGCACACUGGUCCCUAUGGUAGCCCCCUGCAGGUCUAACUGAAUUUGGGCAUCUAAAUAGCUACUUCCUUGAUGCUUGUGGGAAAUAAGUAUGAUGUCCAGGCAACCAGCCAUCGAAACUGUGAAGUUUUGUUUGGUUGUAUCCAGUGGUGGCUUUGCACUGUGCAUGCUCAGGGUGCCUGUUUUUUACCAAUCCCUGCUCCCCACUGCAGUCCCCCCUGGGAUCAUAUGGAUUAUGGCACAGAAUUUGCAGUGAGAAAGUGGACUGGUUUGGUUGCUCAGCAAAAUAAUGUGCCUCAAGUCAUGGGAUGCAAGCCAUUAGUGAGGGGCUUUGUAUCUUUGUAUCUUUAAGUAAAGGUUAAAAAGAUAAAGUAUCCCUGGACUGUUAAGUCCAGUUGAAUUUGACUAUGGGGUGCGAUGCUUAUUUCUGCUUUCAAGCCAAGGGAGCCAGCAUUUUUCCACAGGCAUCUUUCCAGGUCAUGUGGCCAGCAUGACUAAACCGCUUCUGGUACACCAUGACAGAAGCCAUAGCGCACAGAAACACCAUUUACCUUCCCGUCGCAGCAGAACCUAUUUAUCUACUCACACUGGUAUGCUUUCGAACUGCUAGGUUGGCAAGAGCUGGGACAAAGCAACAGGAGGUCACCCUGUCACGUGUAUUUGAACUGCUGACUUUCCAGUCAGCAAGCCCAAGAGGCUCAGCAAUUUAGACUACAGAACCACCUGUGUCCCUUUACCUUACCUUUUAUACAAAGUACUCACAUAGAUCCAUGUAUGCACAGGGGCAGCCUAGUCAUGCUUCUUGCUGCAAUUAUUAUGCAAUUAGUUGGAAGAUUGAACUGAAUUGUCCUUGACCUUGUUUCUUUCUGCUUCUACUCUCUGCGUCUGGGUUCUAACUUUUAGAAGAAAGUAGCUUUGCUUUGAUGGUGUGCCAUUAAAUAUAUAUUUUGCUCAAAACUUCCCUGCUUUCUAAAGGAGGUUCCAGGUUUCUUUCGUUUUUUUUUUAAAAAAUGCCUUUAUUUUGCUGACCAUUAGAGGGACAAUACUGCUUCCUUCCUUCUUUGUGCUCUGACUGCACAUAAGUGCUUUGUGAAUUGAGUCUGGAGGGGAAGAGCUAGAUUGAGACUUAAAAAUAGCCUUUUAACUAAAAGGAUUCCAAAACAAACAAGUCCACAAUUUCUGUCCUUAUUAAACCAGUGAAAGUAUCUGCCAGAACUAGAAAUGUAUUCUUAAAAAGAAAAUAUCUGAUCAUCAAGCGUUAUGCUUUGCUCCUUUCAUAAUAAACUUUGUGGUUGCAAUUAUACCUUGGACUGCCUCUGGAUUUGCUGCCAAAAGCAAGGCAGGAGGUAAGGUGGCUGCUUAGGAAUGACCGAAAAAGAGGUACUGCCUCACCAGAAAAAUGGAGGUGAAAAGAGGACACUGUUAGAAUCAAGUGGUAUAUAAAUUCUGGUUCAGUGUCUACAAAUGUCUACAAAGACCAGCAGUAGCGUUAGGGUGUGUAUGUCUGAACCUCCAUGCGUGCCCAUCUCCCACAUAUAUCCCACGCACACUCCCAAAAAGUUUAAGAUCUUUAAACAUUUGUAUGUUAAGACUAUGUUUCCUGCCCUUGAUUUUAUGCUCACAAGAAAUUAACAAAUGAGGAAUAAAGAAAGAUUGGUUGGUUACUUGAAACAAAAGUGACAGAGUAUAUAGAUGUUGUUUUCCAACAACAAAGUUAAAUUUAAGCAGUCAGCAUAUCUCACAGAAUGUAUACCUUGAUCUUGAGAGGGAAAAGGAACCCUAACUAUCUCAGAAUCCUAGACAUUGAGUAUGACCAUUUCCCACACUAAAAUGAAGAGAAAAGACAACUUCUUAUGUAAAAUUCCUAACUUUGGCUGAUUCAUACCAUACAUAAAUGGACUAUUUAUCCUGUUAUUAUUGCUGUUAAAUUUAUAUCCCACUCUUCCUCGUAAAUCAUCCCAGGGUUGCAAACAACAAGUGACAAAACAAUAAAAACAUCCUUAAAACAUCUAAAGCAAUUCUGCUACAGAUGCAGAGGCCUCAACUUGCUGAAAGACUUGUUGAAAGAGGAAAGCCUUCAGUAGGCACCAAAAGAUGAUGCCUAUCUAACAUUCGAGCGGAGGGGAUUCCACAGGAUAGGGGCCACAACACUAAAGACCCAAUUCCUACAUUGUGUGGAAUGGACCUCCAGGUGGUGUCCCCAGGAAACCCUCACCUGCAGUGCCAUGGCAGAUUAGGUAUAUACUUUGUUGUUUGAAACCUGCAAACUACAUAGAUAAGUUUACAUUAUAGAACCACCAGACGCUCAUUAAGGAGUAUGAUAAUGCUAGAUGAUAGCGUAGAAUUCAGUUGCAUAAUAGCUACAGAAAACAUGUGGCUUACAUUUAUUUGUCACCUGUUCUUGUCACUUGAUUCAUUAAUCAUGUGCUGCAACUCCUAUUCAUUGGUACAGUGGAUUAAUAAGUUACUUUAUGAAUCAAUACUUACCAGUGGAUAGUAUUCUAGGGAAUUUCUCACUACAUCAUAAAUAUGCUUUUGUUUUUUCUCCACCAGCCCCCAGUCUGAAUGUUUUAAUUGUUUUUACUAAUAAUUUUAGUGUUGUAUUUGUUUAGUAACCUGCUUUGAGGUUUUUUACAAUCAAGUGGUAUAUAAAUUUAAAUGAAUGAAUGAAUAGUUAGUAAUUGGGGUGUCAGUGCUGCUGAGCUACACAGAGUCAAGAUAUAAAUAGAAAUGGCUUUGCAAACCCAAUAUGGGAUGGAGAGAAUAGCUUCAAACAUUAAACUGGCAAAAUGACCACCAGAUGGUGGAGAUGUUUGCAUAUAGAAUAAUUAUGCUGGUUGUUGCUCAUCUCUGUAUGCUUGCAUUCAGUCUUGACCAUUUACUUCCAGAUCUGUCCAGCAUCAAUCUUUGUUCCUUUCCUUUGUUAUGUUGCUUGCUAAGCAUGCAAACAAGUAUGAGAUGAGCAUGAGGAUUGGUGUAAUGGCUUCUAAUAUCUCAAAGGCCUAGAGGACUCCCUAAAGAAGGAAGGAACAGUGAUAUCCUCAAUGUAUUUCUUAAAAGGAAGGAGAAUAUGGGCAACUCUAAGAGGAGAAGUCAGACCAAAAGACAGAUUCACAUACAUGUGGGUAAUGUAAGAUGUUUCUGACAGUCUAAGGGCUUGAGAGAUUUCCUCUAGGGUGGAAUCAUCGUUUGGGCUGGUUAAUCUCACAUCUGCCUCUAUGGGCUUCCUGAUAUUGCUUUCUAUUAAACCAGAUAUAUAUAUAUAAUGUACCAUCUGCCCAUUGUUGCUCCCAGCAGCCACACAUUUGGAUCAGUGGGCAUGUAUUGCUGUUUGACAUGUCCUUUGCCGAAACUGAUACCUUUCUUGACAACAUUUUCUUUCCUCUGCAGCUUAUAUUCAAGCAUGUCGGGCCCUGAUGAUCACUUCGCUUAUCUUGGGUAUGUGUGGGACUCUGCUGACAUUGCUUGGUUUGAAGUGCACUCAGCUUGGAUCCAACAGUGAAAAUGCAAAAUCAAGAAUUGCCAUGCUGGGGGGAAUGGUCUUCAUUUUAGCAGGUGAGAUAUCGGUAGACCGUGCACCAAAAAAUAAAUAAAGCUAAUGUAAUAAUACAGUGGCUCUCAAAGGAUGUUGUGCACCAUGCUGGUGUGGCAGGAGGAUUCAAGGGCAAUCAAAGAAACAUUUAAACAUUUCAGUAUAGUGUAGUAUCAAAAUAAUGUUUUUUUAUUUGAAUAAUAUGAAUAUCUUUUCAAAAUAAGAGAUGUUGAGGACAACCCUGCUAGUGAAUCAGAAUCACCGUUAGAACAGAGUGCUGGAGAAGAUGUGUUUAUAAUUCUAUUUUGGGAAUGAUUAAUGUUCUUAUGCAGCUGCAUCAUUUUAUGCUUUCUGGAUGCCCCGUGAUCAUAUUAUAAAGUAGUUGUGUUUUGUGUUAUAAAUCAAGCACUGCUAGUUGUUGUUUCUUUUUGUUUUCCAAUGUAUUUCUUUUUGAUAAAAAAAAUCUAUGUGGUGCAUGCAAAUUUUUAUAUGUGGCCCAGAGAAAAAUUUUUGAGAAGCAGUGGAAUAAUAGGAAAGGGGAGGCACUCAAUUGCCAUCUUACUCAACACAAUGUAAUGAUGCAGAAACACAUCCAUCCAGCAGCCCUGAGCAAAUUAACCAACUCAGCUGAAUUGAGUAUUCAGCUGAAACUCAUGAGGCUGAGUAGGAUUUCAUUAAUCAGCUGAUGACUUUAUUAUAUUUACGUACAUGUUAUUUCUGUAAGGCACGGCUGUGGAAUUCGUUAGUUCGCUCCAUUAAAAUGGAUCUGUAUUGUUUCCCUAGGUCUCUCAUCAAUGGUUGCUAUUUCUUGGUAUGCAGAAAGGAUCACAGCUCAGUUUUUUGAUUCAUUUUAUGGUGGAACCAAGUAAGUUUACAGACUUGCAUGUUGUUGUUUAAAAAAAACUCAGUUCAGUAACUGCAAUAUGUAAAUGGCUUUAGGCAUUGUUAAAACUCACAUGAAACUAACAUUUGGCUUGAAUCUUUUUUGCAUUGUACGUUUCUUAACAAAAAAUGAUGAGAUUCAUAAGAAUACUUUGAAUGCAUGUUUCAGUAACAUUCUGCUGCUUCCUGUUGGCCUAGUUCCUGAUUUCAGUCUGUUGGUCAUGCUGAAAUGUGACCAAAGGACAGAGGAAUUAAUGUCUCUGACGACCAUAAAAGAAGAUAGGUUGCGGGGGGGGGGGGUGUUUAAAGGAUUACUGUAGGUGAAAGCCCUGCUUUGGCCCACCUCAGUGUUUGCAGAUCAUCUAUUUGAGACAAAACCCAUUUUCCUGCCUUCUACAGAAAUAACCUGGAGAGCAGCUGGUCAUAUCUCCUAGCUUUCUCCUCCUAUACUUGAUUUUUUUCCCACUGGCAGCCACUACAUUAAAAAAAUAUGGCAAAAUGUAUCUGAUUUGAUUGUAAUGAUGCUUCUACGAAAUCAUUUUUUUUCCAGAUAUGAGCUGGGAUAUGCACUGUACUUAGGCUGGGCUGGUUCCCUCCUUUCUAUACUUGGUGGGAUCUUCCUGACAUGUUCAGCAUGCAAAGAAAAACACAGGUAGUUGACCAAUUGCUAUUACAAGAGUAAAAAGUAUCAAUGAGAUUGUUAAAGAUUUCACUGAGCUGUCUGUUUUGUCUGGUAACAAACCCCAAGUGUUUAUAUUGCUUUCUAAGCAUUUUGAAAAUAUAUAACAUAUGCAAUGAAAUGCCUGAAAUAAUACUGAAAAUGAUGGGACUUUCAUCUGAGCAAACAUGAAUAGGAUUGGAUUGUAACCUCUAGUAAAGGUAAACGGACCCCUGACCAUUAGGUCCAGUCUUGCCCAACUCUGGGGUUGUGGCGCUCAUCUCGCUUUAUUGGCCGAGGGAGUCGGCGUACAGCUUCCGGGUCAUGUGGCCAGCAUGACUAAGCCUCUUCUGGCGAACCAGAGCAGCACACGGAAACGGCGUUUACCUUCCUGCCGGAGUGGUACCUGUUUAUCUACUUGCACUUUGACGUGCCUGACUCAGUUAAAUUUCUCAAAAAUAGAGAGAAUGAAAGAAUGAGAGAGCAGCAGCACAUUGACACCUCUUUUUAAUUACAGAGACUACAAGUAUGCUGCUACCCGGCAAGGCAAGGAUGCACGUAUUUACAUCAAACAGUCCGAGACAGUCACAUCUGCCAAAGACUACGUUUAGAUUUUAAAAUGUUUCAUAUGUUCUAACUCAUUACUGUAUAACAUCUAAGCCCUCCAUUCCCAUUUCCAUAUUCCACUUUCAACAGACAUUUUACAUAUAUGUAGAAUUUCCUUCUGGUAAUAGUUUAAGCUACAGUGUCAUUUGGGUGUAUGAGGACUGGCCUAGUAAAGAAAAAUAAUAUGUAACAUGUUAGCAUAUUCCCAACACCCCCCCCCCAAAACAAAAACAAAAAAAUAACACCCAGGAGGUGUUUUUUAUCUAGUUUUAUCUAGUUUAUCUACAUUUAUUUAGUUUGUCAUAAUGUUGUCUCAUUGUACUAGGGAACACUGUAAACUUAGGAUCUGAAGGAUUCAGUAUUUAACCACACAAUAUGCAAACACUAUAUGAGGAAUGAACUGAUUCUGACAAGUUAUCAUGGACCUUAAUAAUAUUGGUACCACAGUAUUUGCAUAGUGCUUUAGAGUGUCCAGAGUGCUUCACACACAUAUUAUCUCUGUAACCAUUACAACAGUUUUGCAUGGUUGAUCAGGAUAAUCCCCACACUGCAGAUGGAGGAAGGGGCUGAGGAAGAGAGAGGGAAAUUUGCUUAAGGCCUCCUACCAAGGUUGUGAUGGAGGCAAGAUUCGAAGGGGAAACAUUCUCAUUCACCUCACUUAGGCAUUGCAUCACAGAGCUCUCAUUGGCCAGAGCUACUGUUAAAGAGACUUUUUGUGCAGAACCUUUGUUACAUGUUUUGACCUGCUGCUUAUGAAUGUAUGUUCUACCGAGUGCUAACAUCUUUACUGUUUGUGUAUAUUCAAUAAACCUAGAGUUUGUGCUUCUUUAUAACAAA